Siniperca chuatsi (mandarin fish) is the source of this 1919-nucleotide messenger RNA. RefSeq names its product beta-1,3-galactosyltransferase 9. Gene Ontology annotation, molecular function: hexosyltransferase activity. The coding region runs from base 74 to 1186 and encodes 370 amino acids. The record is from RefSeq and is a predicted model, not a curated record. NCBI's taxonomy places the organism in Eukaryota, Metazoa, Chordata, Actinopteri, Centrarchiformes, Sinipercidae. The transcript has 2 exons. Gene Ontology annotation, cellular component: membrane.
ACUGACUACAGCUGGAAGUCCUCUGCACAUACAGCUAAUAAACACAGAGAAACAACAAGGCUGUUAAGGCAUCAUGCAGUGUUCUCUGUGCAAGCUGCGUACCCACCAGUGGUGUUUCCUCCUCUUCAACGUUCUACUCUUCCAUGCCCUGUUGUUUGGGGCAGACUUUGUCGAGGAGUACCUCCUGCAGCCCACGCCUGGGGUCUACACUGAUGGCAUAGUUGUUGAUGUAAGAGAGAAAGCAAGGAAACUAGACCUGAGCAAUGCCAGGGAGAACAUGUCUCAGGCCUACCGCAUCGCUAACCCGGAUGCCUGCAGAAACUCUGACCUCUUCCUCCUCACUCUAGUCUUCAGCUCCACAGCUAAUAUCACCCAAAGAGAUGCAGUCAGGAGGACUUGGGCCAACCAAACACUCGUCCAAGGCUUCCCAGUGCGGAUCCUGUUCUUCUUAGGAUCAUCUCAGACUUCUGCUGGACAAAAGGCCCUCAUGAGAGAGUUUGACCGCCAUGGGGACAUGGUCCAGGGUCAUGCUGUGCCUUACUCGUCCCUCCGUGGCCCAACAGAAAGGACAGUGCUGGCCCUCCGCUGGGUGAUCACCUUCUGUCCUGUGGCACGCUUUGUUCUGCUGACCAAGGACUCUGUGUUUGUCAACCUCCCUGCCAUCGGAGGUUACCUACUCGGGCUGCACAGACACCCAGAGGACUUAUAUCUAGGUAGGGUGAUCCAGAGAGACUCCCCUGACAGGAACCCCAACAGUCCUGGAUACCUGCUUCCAGCGCUUUACCCUGACAAGUACCUGCCUGAAUACUGUGACGGGACAACUUAUGUUAUAUCCCAGGAUGUGGUCCGAAAAGUGUAUGUAGCAUCUGCAGCAGUCCGCGCACCUGUGCCAGCUGAUGUUUUUGUGGGCAUUUGUGCGAAGAAGGCUGGUGUGGCACCAACCCACAGUGCCAGGUUCUCAGGAGAGAAACAUAUCCGCUACAACGCCUGCUGUUACCGCUAUCUGUUCAGCUCAGCAGGAAUGGGAAGUCACGAAUUAGAUAUAGUGUGGGCAGACCUGGGACAGAAGGAUGGAAGAUGCUCAUUGUUACACACCUACUAUGGCGUGGUAACCUGCAAGGUCCUCACAUACCUGGAAAAACUGUCCUUCUUCAAAUCCCAGGGUCAAGCUGAAUCACAUGGUUAAUUGACGGAGUGUGUGGUUAGUUCAUGUGUGUGCUUGGGAGUGAAAGAGAAACCGAGACUGCCGGGAAGUGGGGUUGAAAGAGUGUGUAAAUAAGUUUGUUUUCCUUGUGCACAUGCGUGAACCAGUGUUUGCGUUUGCCUGUCAAUAUAGUUGAUAGAUAAAUCUGUGUUAAUUUCUUUGUACGACAGCUAAGAUCACUAUAAUGACUAAAGGAAACAUUCAUCCUGGAACACUGUAAUAUACUGUAUAUCCACAUUGCCAGAUUUAUGUAAAUAAAAGUUCUGUGCAAAUGUGACUUCUAACAGGACAGGAGCUCCAAUAGAGAAAGCAUUAAUUCUUUUUUCCUCGAGUGAAUAUUACAUCAGAUUGGCUACGUAAAUAAAAUUCAGUUGUUAUGUUUAUUUCCAAGCAGACAACAUUGUCAUUUUCUAAGGUCUAAACUGGGGGGCACAGAGCCAUUGCAGAGGGGAUGGACAUGCCCAGAGAGAUAAAAAUGUUACACACUGUCAUGGCUUACUGGGACAGCUGAAUGGAACAGAGCCCUUGUUAAUGUUAUUAGUAGCGCUUGUGUUUUUCCUACCAUGACACGUCAAAUUGUCUGCUGUGAAUGGGCCUGUUAUGUGAGUUCACCAUACUUAUAAUGUGAUAAUAAAAUGGUAGGCAUGGCACACUGGAAUUACUAAUGUUAUUAAUUACACCUGCACUUUUCCUGUUAAUGACAAGACAAAUAAUG